AUGAGAAACUUUCCAAGUUUGACGCAUCGCUCGCCCAGGGCCGUGAAGCUGUCAUCUCGACCAUCGUCUCCGGCGCAAACGAACGGCAUCGUCACUAGUCGCACAUUUGCUCGCGCAUUCGCCGAUAUAAAGCGGCCACCUACUGCGCCCAAGCCGAUUAUCGACAUUAGGCGUAUCCGGGAAAAUCCAAGUCUUUUUGAAAAAAAUUGUCUCGACCGGAACUACGCUGUCCAGAGCAAGAGCCCGGCACGCAUCAACGAAAUAUUCACACAAUGGCAGGCUCUUCAGAAAGACAGCCGGGCCGUGCGAGAAAAGUCCAAUCUCCUCCGUCGUCAGAUCGCCAAUCCCGCCUCCGUCCGCGACGAUGCCGACUUCGUCACCUUGAAGGAUAUGUCUCGUGGACAACUUCUUGAAGAAGCUCGGUUGCUGAAGCAAAGUUUGUCGGUAGUCGAGCAGAAUGAGGCGAAGCUGGUCGAAGAAAUGGAAAGCCUCGCUCUGGGUAUUCCAAACCUCACCAGCGAGGUUACUCCUGUUGGCGAUGAACCGCUGUUGCUAAGCUACAUAAAUGACCAUCCUAUUGAGCCCUCUAGUGCGUCUGACACAGUCUGGAGGUCUCACAUCCACAUCGGAUCGGAACUCGGCUUACUUGACUUUGCCGCCGGCGGCACCACCUCAGGAUGGGGGUGGUAUUAUCUCCUGGACGAGGCGGCACAACUAGAGCAAGCUCUCGUUCAGUACGCUUUGGCUGUAGCUACCAAGCACGGCUGGCGCCAAGUCUCACCGCCGAGUAUCGUCUACAGUCACAUGGCCUCGGCAUGCGGGUUUCAACCGCGAGACCAGAAUGGCGAGCAGCAAAUCUAUGCCCUCGCACAAUCUCAGGACGACGUAGAAAGGGGCAAGCCGGAGCUCAGUCUUGCCGGCACUUCGGAAAUUCCUCUUGCCGCUAUGAAAUCAGACACAACGCUGGACGCUUCGGAGUUGCCAAUGAAGAGGGUUGCCGUCUCCCGAUGCUACCGAGCCGAGGCCGGUGCUCGCGGUGCCAACACCAAGGGACUUUACCGUGUUCAUGAGUUCACAAAGGUUGAGAUGUUUGCCUGGACAAGCCCGGACGCCGACGAAACGGGUGAUGUUUUUGAGGAAAUGCUCGAUAUUCAGACGGAGAUUCUCGGUUCCCUUGGCUUGCACUGCCGCGUCCUCGAAAUGCCCACUGCCGACCUCGGUGCUUCGGCCGUUCGGAAAUGCGACAUGGAGGCAUUUUUCCCAUCUCGCCAAGAGUUGAAUGGCGGUUGGGGCGAAGUCACUUCUGCUAGCAUAUGCACCGACUAUCAGACCCGACGACUUGCUACCAGGGCCAAGAUUAACGGUAAACUCACGUUCCCGUGGACCGUCAACGGGACCGCCCUCGCUAUUCCAAGAGUGUUGGCGGCACUCUUGGAGGUGGGAUGGGAUGAGAAGGAUAUGUCUGUUGUUAUUCCGGCUUGCCUACGUCCAUGGAUGGAUGGGAAGGAGAAGAUUGUGCGAGAGAAUGUUUCGUCGUUGUGA
Messenger RNA from Colletotrichum siamense, 1542 nucleotides. RefSeq names its product Serine--tRNA ligase. Gene Ontology annotation, cellular component: mitochondrion. The transcript has a single exon. Gene Ontology annotation, molecular function: ATP binding; serine-tRNA ligase activity; tRNA binding. Lineage: Eukaryota; Fungi; Ascomycota; Sordariomycetes; Glomerellales; Glomerellaceae. The coding region runs from base 1 to 1542 and encodes 513 amino acids. Gene Ontology annotation, biological process: mitochondrial seryl-tRNA aminoacylation. The record is from RefSeq and is a predicted model, not a curated record.